This is a messenger RNA of Cyphomyrmex costatus, 543 nucleotides long. RefSeq names its product ankyrin repeat domain-containing protein 29. The record is from RefSeq and is a predicted model, not a curated record. Gene Ontology annotation, molecular function: protein binding. The annotation marks the transcript as partial. The transcript is spliced from 3 exons. Lineage: Eukaryota; Metazoa; Arthropoda; Insecta; Hymenoptera; Formicidae.
GUGCUGUGUGGUAUGUCCUACGCGCGAUUCGUCCGACCGGCUCUCGACGAUAUGACGACGCCGAUCGGCCGUCGCGCGCGUACGUACGUAUCGUACGGGCGGAACACCCUGGCGAGAGCGCGGUGCUUCAAAACCGGCCGCGUUUAGUGGCUCGCGUUCAGUAGCGAAGCGCGCUCCGCGCUGGAUGGAUCGACGACGGUGAUUGUGCGCGGCGCGAACGCUCUCGCUCGACGGCGACGUGACGGUGCGAUGCACGUCGGCAGGACCGGAGAGUGACUGAACGAAUAAUUGAUCGGAAUACAUACGGCAGUGCGAUUCAACAUGUCCAUGAAGAAAGAGUCGCCUUGGGACGUGGAGUUGCAUCUGGCGGCGGCACGCGGGGACGCCAAGCGUCUUCGUAUUUUAUUGGAUUCCGGACGUGUCCACGUUGAUUGCAAAGACAAGGACGGCACGACACCUUUGAUAUUGGCCGCCGCUGGUGGCCACAUCGACGCCGUGAUCGAGCUGUUGCAUCAAGGGGCGGAUCCCAAUGCCAAAAGGCUG